GAGCCUCGCCUCCCCCUCUCACUUCAAAAUGGCGGCGGCUGUGGAAGACACGGGGUCUGACUGGCCGGGGUUCCCCCUGUGCUGUCCCCACUGGGUUUAGGGGGCUGAGGGCAGCGGCGUGGGGCUGGUGGUGAGUUGUUUUAGUAAGCAGACAUUUGGACAGAAAAAUGACCUCCAUUAUCAAGUUGACUACGCUCUCAGGGGUGCAGGAAGAAUCUGCUCUCUGCUACCUGCUGCAGGUAGACGAGUUUCGUUUUUUAUUGGACUGUGGCUGGGAUGAGAAUUUUUCAAUGGAUAUCAUUGAUUCUCUAAGGAAAUAUGUACACCAAGUUGAUGCAGUGCUACUUUCUCACCCUGAUCCUCUACAUCUUGGUGCUCUCCCGUAUGCAGUUGGAAAAAUGGGUUUAAAUUGUGCUAUUUAUGCAACCAUUCCUGUAUAUAAAAUGGGACAAAUGUUUAUGUAUGAUCUCUAUCAGUCUCGCCACAAUACAGAAGAUUUCACACUCUUUACAUUGGAUGAUGUAGAUGCAGCUUUUGAUAAAAUACAACAGCUCAAGUUCUCGCAGAUUGUGAACUUGAAAGGGAAAGGGCAUGGUCUUUCUAUUACACCACUGCCGGCUGGUCACAUGAUAGGAGGCACAAUUUGGAAGAUUGUCAAAGAUGGAGAAGAAGAAAUUGUUUAUGCUGUUGACUUCAACCACAAGAGGGAGAUCCAUUUAAAUGGAUGUUCUCUGGAAAUGUUGAGCAGGCCUUCGCUGCUUAUCACAGAUUCCUUUAAUGCUACUUACGUACAACCCAGACGGAAGCAAAGAGAUGAACAACUGUUAACCAAUGUCUUGGAGACGUUGCGAGGUGAUGGAAAUGUGUUAAUAGCCGUGGAUACAGCAGGCAGAGUUCUGGAACUUGCCCAACUUCUUGAUCAGAUUUGGAGAACAAAAGAUGCAGGAUUAGGAGUCUACUCUUUAGCACUUUUAAAUAAUGUCAGCUACAAUGUAGUGGAGUUUUCUAAAUCACAGGUUGAGUGGAUGAGUGACAAACUGAUGAGGUGUUUUGAAGACAAGAGAAACAAUCCAUUUCAAUUCCGCCAUCUCUCAUUAUGUCAUGGUCUUUCUGAUCUGGCUCGAGUGCCUAGCCCAAAAGUCGUGCUUGCCAGCCAGCCUGAUUUGGAAUGUGGGUUUUCAAGAGAUCUCUUUAUACAAUGGUGUCAGGAUUCCAAAAACUCUGUAAUUUUAACUUACAGGACCACACCUGGGACGCUAGCACGAUUUCUUAUAGAUAACCCUUCUGAAAAAGUUAUAGAUAUAGAGUUGAGGAAACGUGUAAAACUUGAAGGGAAGGAACUUGAGGAGUACCUAGAAAAGGAGAAACUAAAGAAAGAAGCAGCUAAAAAGUUAGAACAGUCCAAAGAGGCAGAUAUUGAUUCCAGUGAUGAGAGUGAUGUUGAAGAGGAUAUUGAUCAGCCAUCAGUGCAUAAAACUAAGCAUGACUUGAUGAUGAAAGGUGAAGGUAGCCGAAAAGGAAGCUUCUUCAAACAGGCCAAGAAGUCUUAUCCAAUGUUUCCAGCCCCAGAAGAAAGAAUUAAAUGGGAUGAAUAUGGGGAGAUUAUCAAGCCUGAGGAUUUCCUAGUUCCAGAGCUUCAAGCAACUGAAGAAGAAAAGAGUAAAUUAGAAUCUGGUCUGACAAAUGGAGAUGAGCCUAUGGACCAAGAUUUAUCAGAUGUUCCUACCAAAUGUAUUUCAGCAACAGAAUCAAUGGAAAUAAAAGCCAGAGUUACAUACAUAGACUAUGAAGGACGCUCAGAUGGUGACUCCAUUAAAAAAAUCAUUAACCAGAUGAAGCCACGACAGUUGAUCAUUGUCCAUGGUCCACCUGAGGCCAGCCAGGACCUUUCAGAGUCUUGCAGAGCUUUUGGUGGAAAAGAUAUUAAAGUUUAUAUGCCUAAACUGCAUGAAACUGUAGAUGCAACCAGUGAGACUCACAUCUAUCAGGUCAGGUUAAAAGAUUCUCUGGUCAGCUCCCUUCAGUUCUGUAAAGCAAAAGAUGCAGAACUAGCCUGGAUAGAUGGUGUCCUGGACAUGCGGGUUUCAAAAGUGGACACAGGAGUCAUUCUGGAAGAAGGAGAGCUGAGGGAAGAUGGAGAAGACUUGGAAAUGCAAGUGGAUAUGCCUUCUUCUGAGUCCAGUGUUAUUGCACAGCAAAAGGCCAUGAAGAGUUUGUUUGAUGAUGAUGAUAAGGAAGUAUGUGAGGAGAGCGAGAUCAUCCCUACUCUAGAACCACUGCCACCACAUGAGGUUAUUGGACAUCAGUCUGUUUUCAUGAAUGAGCCAAGAUUGUCUGAUUUUAAACAAGUUCUUCUGCGAGAAGGAAUUCAAGCUGAAUUUGUAGGAGGGGUGCUUGUGUGCAACAACCUAGUGGCUGUUCGUAGGACUGAAACAGGGCGCAUUGGAUUGGAAGGCUGUCUUUGCCAGGACUUCUAUAGAAUAAGAGAUCUUUUAUACGAGCAGUAUGCCAUUGUCUAAUGGAGAUGCUGUGAAGAUGAUGUCUUUACUUGAACUUUAAAAGACAGUGAAGAUUUCUACCUUUUUUAUUUUUGUGGGUAUCUUUUUGUAGUUUUCUAAUUUCUACAGAGAAUACUGAUUGUUCAGAAAAGUUCGACAUCAAAAUCCAGUGAACUAACCUAAACAAAUAAUUGCUACCACAGUUCUAUAUAAGACAUCCCUUGGUACAUUCCAUAUUGUUGGCUUUCAAGCUGUUAAAGAAUAUUGUUGCAAAUACAAUUGGUAUGCUAUAAUUGAGAUUGACAGUUUCCUUUAUGAACGUUCUUCCAAGAAGGAUUUUACUGGUCAUAAACAUGCUCUUUGACAUGACAUGGCAUACUAAGUCUCUGCCUAAGAAUGCAAAUAUAUAAAAAGAAUCAGUUUUCCUAUUUUAAAAAUAUAAGAAAGGGUUGUCUUUUUGAUUUUUGUGGGGAGGUUCUUCUACUGAACAAUAGAAGCUUCAGCAAAAAAUUUCUAAGCCACUGAAAAUUGGCUAAGUGCUUAAUAGUGACUUUCCUGCAAUGGUUAAUAUGCACCCUUGUUAAUACUGUAACUGUUUCAUGCUACCGAUUGAUACAGUACAUCAUAAGAUAUUGUGAAAUAAUCUCAAUUUCCUGGGUCAAAAAGCCAGUCCUAAAAUGUUAUAAGGUUAAAUAUAUUUUUAGAAUGUAAUGCAUUCUAAAAUACAGAAUGAUUGGAAAAACAAAGGUUGUCUGAUAAUAUCUGCUAACCACAUGUUUUUGCAUUUUCUAGCUACUGUAUAUGUAUAUAUGGAUAACUUCUAGUUGUUGCAAUCUGUUAGGCCAGUUAUACCUAUCUUUUGUGAAUUUUGAUUUUAAUACUUUCAAGAAAAAAAACAACACCUGCAUUCUGUUACUUAUAAUAAGCAGUGCACAAUGAGGAGAGUUCAGGAAGGUAUUCUGUCCUUACAUCUGAAUUCUUGACUUUGUGAAUUUAUCCGCUUGAUACCAGGUUUCAUAGUACUUGUUUUUCCUAUUGCUGGUAGUGGGAUUACAGCUACUGGUACUAAAAUUUGUUAGAUUUUUAGUUGAAUAUGAACAGCCUUGGGUCACUUACCUUCUUACAUUUCUGAACUGAAAACAGUGAUGGAACACAUGCAGAGCACUGGUCUAUUAAUGGGAAAUUACUUUUUUAUUCUCGACCUUUGGUUUUAAUCAGUGUUUGAAAUGAUUCUUCGUUUAUUACAACGGUGGCUUAAACUUGAGUUCUGCUUUCAUUUGUUUAUUUAAAAAAAAAGCAAACAAAACUUUUAAUGAAAUAUGGGCAAAAACCAGCUCUGUGGGCUGCUGCUGAAGCAAAGAUUAGUUUGCUGUUCAUUCUUGACUAUUAGGCACUGUAUAGCUAUUCUUCAUGUUGCCUGUUUAUACUGUUUAAAAGUUGGAAUAGGAACUUAAAAGAAAACUGGGAUAAGCAUUCAAAAAUUUCCGAUACUAGAUGUAAAAAUAUAAUGCAUUCUAAAAUAUGAUUGAGAGGAAAUAUAUGUAUUUUGAUACACACAAAUGCCUGACUAGAAAUAAUUACAAAAAUGUGGUAAGAAUUUUUUUUUUGUCUUUUUUGUUUUGGUUUGUUUGAUGGGUUUUGUGUUUUUAAGUUUAGCCAACACUUUAGAAAACAUUACUUUCAAUGCAUGUAAACCUAAAUCACUGUUGGAUGGUUGUCAGCAAAUGUCACCUUUAACCAUUGUUCUGAUAGAAGUCUAUUUGCAACAUGACCUAAACAUUCACAUAGGUAAACUGACUCUGGAGCUUUUAUCCUGAGGAGUGAGAGAGAUUACAUCAACAUAUGCUGCUGGAAUUUAUUGUGCAAAUUACUUUUUAAUUCCAUAAUUUUUUGUCAUGAAAAUUUCUUAAAACAAAACAACCUCACUUUAAUAAUUUAUUAAGUUGGCUAUGUAAAUUUGAAAUUAACAUUUACUGUACUUUCUUCUCUAUUCUAUUCUUUGACAGGGUGAGUGUCCUAGUGGUUGGGGGAGAAGCAGUAGAUGGAAAUAUCUUGAUUUUUAAUAAGGCUUUUGACACAGUCUCACACAAAAUACCUAUAAGAAAACUAGGGAAAUGUGGUCUAGAUCAAAUUACUGUAAAGUGGGUGAAUAAUUGGUUGGAAGACCAUACUCCAAGGUAGUUUGCUGUCAAGCAGGGUGACUUAUUUAGUGGUAUCCCACAGGAGUCUGUCCUGAGUCCAGUGCUAGUCAAUAUUUUCAUUAGUGACUUGGAUAAUGGAAUGGAGAGUAUGCUUAUUAAAACUUGCAGGUGACACUGUGCUGGGAGGGGCGCAAGCACUUUGACCAACAAGAUUAGAAUUAAAAAGGACCUUGAUAACUUUGAUCUGAAAUCAGCAAGAUGAAAUUCAAUAAAGACAAGUGCAGAGCACUAUACUUAGAAAGGAAAAAUCAAAUGCACCACUGCAAAAUAGGAAACAGCAGGCUAGGUCGUAGUACUGUAGAAAAGAAUCUGGGGGUUCUAGGAGAUCACAAAUUGUAUAUAAACUAACUGUGAUCCAGGUUCAAAAAAGGCAAACAUCGCUCUGUGGUGUAUUAAAAGAGAGUAAUAUGUAAGACAUGGGAAGUAAUUGUCCAGCUCUGCUCAGCACUGGUGAGUCCUCACCGGGAGUACUAUGUCCAGUUUUGGGCAUCAUAAAAGAUGUGCAUAAAUUGGAGAGUCUAGAGGAGAGUUACAAAAGUGAUAAAAGGUUUAGAAAACCUGAUCUAUGAGAAAAGGUUUAAAAAAAAAAAAACCUGCAUUUUUAAUCUAAAGAUGAGAAGGCUGAGUGGGACCUGAUAUCUUCAACUAUAUUAAGGGCUGUUUUAAAGAGGACUGUGACCAAUUGUUCUCCAUUUCCACGUACGGUAGAGCAAGAAAUAAUCAACUUCAUUUGCAGCUAGGGAGAUUUGGGUUAGAUAUUAGGAAAUCCUUUCUAACUAUAACAAUAGUUAAGCACUGAAACAGAUUACCAAGGGAGGUUGUUGAAUCUCUAUCUCUGGAGGUGAAGAACAGGUCAGGGAUGGUGUUAGGUAUGCUUGGUCCUGCCUCAGUUCAAGGGAUUGGACUAGAUUGGGGUUCUCGAACUAGGGGUUGGGACCCCUCAAGGGGUCGUGAGGUUAUUACAUGGGGGAUGGUGAGCUGUCAGCCUCCACCCCAAACCCUACUUUGCCUGCAGUAUUUAUAAUGGUGUUAAAUAUAUAUUAAAAAGUGUUUUUAAUGUAUAAGGAGGGGGUCACAAUCGGAGGCUUGCACUGUGAAAGGGGUCACCAGUACAAAACUCUGAGAACCCCUGGACUAGAUCAUCUCUCAAGGUCCCUGCCAGUCCUAUAUUUCUAUGAUCCUAUAAUAAUGAGAGGGUGAAUUUAAACUAUCUGUUACUGGAGAUAAAAUCAUGCUCGAUUUUUGAAAUGUGCUUCUAGCUUUAAACAAGGAACCCAACUGUGCCAUUUUUUUAACUGCAAUGCAUUCCUAACCAAAUUACCCCACUUAACAAAUAAAAGUUUUGUGUUUUUUUGCUUUUUUUUUAAAUGCCAGCCCUGCCACUUCCAUGUAAGCUCUGAAUAUCAAGCUGUAUCCUUUCUGGCUCAUGCAUCUUCUGAGGCAAAACUGUGCCCUCGAUUACUUUUGUUAUUAACCCUGUUGUCUUCAUUGGAAGUAACUGAGGGCAGAAUUAGGCUCUGUGCUUAUGAUUCAUCUGUAGUCUUAGGAUUUCUUGGUGGUACAUCACUGGUUCCACAACUGAGACUAGGACAGAAGGUCUGGAGGUACAGCCCUGGCAGCAGAUGAGAGAUCUGCAGUACUUGGGGGCUGAACCCUAGUUUCUUUCUCCUCUCCUUGCUACCACCACUUCAUGGAAUUUGUAGGAAAUACCAUGAAGGAAUUUAAAGUAAGUAGGAUUUUUUUAUGGGAAAGACCCCACCUUUUAAUAUGUAAACAUACUGAAGAUUUCUAUAAUCAUCGGUCCCCAUCACCUAAAUUGAGGUUUACCUUGAAGCUAAAUGACUUUCAUUUGGGUGAAAGGCUCAUUUUUAUGCAUUCUGCUUUACCUCAACUCAAGUACACGCUGCCAAAGUCGAAAAUCUACCCCAUCCCUCCACCCUGCCUUGGCCAAUAUUGAGAAUUGUUUAAAGCAAAAGAUCAGGGAAGGCUUUGAAAAAAAGUAAAUAAGUUUUAACAGAGGGAAGGAGAAUAUGCCGAGUAUUAAACUGGAAUGACAAGGUUCUUAUGAAAACACUUGAGAGUAAUCCUUUGGUAAAGCUAUGCUGGAAACUUGGGAUGUCAGCUACGCCUGAACUAAUUGUAAUUGUAGUGAGACACUUCUUCAUUUGAUAUAAACAAGCAAAGAGACAACCCCUUUGGGUUCCAACUGUCAUAAAAGUUCUACCAUAACUCUUUGCUACUAUGCUGAAUCAAAAUCACUCUGAUGUAGCAUGGCACAAAAAAAGUGUGAAUUUUUCAGUUGGGAAAGGAAGCAUUUUGCCUUUGGAGAACAUUUUAAGGUCAAGCCUCAGAUUGAUUGAUUGAUUUUUUUUAAAAGGCUAGAAACUCGUACAGUACUUUACACUCCAUGGUUGUUACUGAUUU
Molecule: messenger RNA, 7123 nt
Organism: Dermochelys coriacea (leatherback sea turtle)
Lineage: Eukaryota; Metazoa; Chordata; Testudines; Dermochelyidae
Gene: CPSF2
Product: cleavage and polyadenylation specific factor 2
Exons: 15
Coding region: 168-2519 (783 amino acids)
Biological process (GO): mRNA 3'-end processing by stem-loop binding and cleavage
Cellular component (GO): mRNA cleavage and polyadenylation specificity factor complex
Molecular function (GO): RNA binding
Source: RefSeq, a predicted model, not a curated record